AUGGAAAUUGCUCCCGAUGAGCUCCAACUGAAACGAUUCAAGCUACAGGGUGCUAAAUCCAUCUAUAUAGGUUGCAAGGUUGAGGUGGUAAAAAACUGGAAGGCACCGAAGACAGUCAAGAGCGUCCACUUCGGGUUCUGUAACUUGUAUCGGCGGUUUAUACGGGAUUUUGGGAGAUUAGCAAAACCGCUGAACCAUUUGACGAAAGGGACGGUGCAGUUCAGGUUUGACGAGAAGUGUGUGGAGGCGUUUGAGGCAUUCGAACUUGCGCUCACCACAAGCCUAGUUAUUGCGCAUUACAAUACCGAGCUGGAGAGCAUGAUUAAAACGGUUGCGUCGGACGGAGUCGUAGCAGGAGUACUGUCACGGUGGCAGCCCAAUUCCGAGUGGCAUCCGGUGGCUUGCUUCUCGAAGACGAUGACUCCGGCGGAGUGUAAUUACGAGAUACACGACAAAGAGAUGCUCGGGAUUGUGAAGUCGUUGGAUGCAUGGAGGCCAGAGUUGGAAGGCUUACCUACUAGGUUGCAGGUGUUCACGGACCAUAAGGCGUUGGAGUACUUCAUGAUAACGAAGAGGUUUACAGCCCCACAGGCCAGUUGGACCGAGCACUUGUCCCAGUUUUAUUUCACGAUCAUGGACAGAUCCGGAAAGCAAAAUGGCAAAGCGGAUGUACUGAUGCGGCUGGCAGAUGAAGCCCAGACACAAGACGAACUCAAAGACCACCAUCAUACGCGUGCUCUCCUCUUCCCGGAGAGCCUGGAGUCACAGAUGAUCACCAAUCUCGGGAUAUUCGAGUUGGACCUGUGCCCGGUGGCGGUAGAUGACGCAGAGCCUCUGUUCUUAGUGGAAUCGGCUGAUUGUUGCCGCUAA
Molecule: messenger RNA, 870 nt
Organism: Sclerotinia borealis F-4128
Lineage: Eukaryota; Fungi; Ascomycota; Leotiomycetes; Helotiales; Sclerotiniaceae
Source: the annotation of a GenBank genome assembly